GCUUCACGCUGAAGCCCCUGAGCCCAACGCGGCAGCUGCCCUAGCCUGGAGGACUGGCGCUUUCCGGAGCGGCGUCUGCGGCGACCUCUCUCCGGACGCUCGGUGCCUCUGGGCUCCAAGCUCGCUCCCCGCGCGCCGGCUCCGAGCCCACCUGGCACGCACCUGGUCCAGGCCGGGGUCGGCCCACCGGCGCCAGGGCGCGCGCCAGAGGCCGUAGGGCACCGCGGAGCGCGCGCGCCAUGGGGCCGCCGCCCGGGGUCGGGGUCUCCAGCCGCGGUGGCUGUGGCUCCUCGCGAAUGCUGGCCUGGUGCUUCCUACUGGCUCUCAGUCCGCUUGCCCCCGCUUCGCGGGGGGCCGAAGCAGUGUGGACCGCGUACCUCAACGUGUCCUGGCGGGUUCCGCACACCGGAGUGAACCGCACUGUGUGGGAGCUGAGCGAGGAGGGCGUGUACGGCCAGGACUCGCCACUGGAACCUGUGGCCGGGGUCCUGGUACCGCCCGACGGGCCCGGGGCGCUCAAUGCCUGUAACCCGCACACCAAUUUCACGGUGCCCACGGUUUGGGGAAGCACUGUGCAAGUCUCCUGGUUGGCCCUUAUCCAGCGCGGCGGGGGCUGCACCUUCGCAGACAAGAUCCAUCUGGCUUAUGAGAGAGGGGCGUCUGGAGCCGUCAUCUUUAACUUCCCGGGGACCCGCAAUGAGGUCAUCCCCAUGUCUCACCCGGGUGCAGGAGACAUUGUUGCAAUCAUGAUUGGCAAUCUGAAAGGAACAAAAAUUCUUCAUUCUAUUCAAAGAGGCAUACAAGUAACAAUGGUCAUCGAAGUAGGGAAAAAACAUGGUCCUUGGGUGAACCACUAUUCAAUUUUCUUCGUGUCUGUGUCCUUUUUUAUUAUUACGGCAGCAACUGUGGGGUAUUUUAUCUUUUAUUCUGCUCGAAGAUUACGGAAUGCAAGAGCUCAAAGCAGGAAGCAGAGACAACUAAAGGCAGAUGCUAAAAAAGCUAUUGGAAGACUUCAGCUACGCACACUGAAACAAGGAGACAAGGAAAUUGGCCCUGAUGGAGAUAGUUGUGCUGUGUGUAUUGAACUAUAUAAACCAAAUGAUUUGGUGCGCAUCUUAACCUGCAACCAUAUUUUCCAUAAGACAUGUGUUGACCCAUGGCUGUUAGAACACAGGACUUGCCCCAUGUGCAAAUGUGACAUUCUCAAAGCUUUGGGAAUUGAGGUGGAUGUUGAAGAUGGAUCGGUGUCUUUACAAGUCCCUGCAUCCAAUGACACAUCCAAUAGUGCCUCUCCCCAUGAAGAGGAUAAUCGCAGUGAGACUGCAUCAUCUGGAUAUGCUUCGGUUCAGGGAGCAGAUGAACCGCCUCUGGAGGAACAUGUGCAGUCAGCAAAUGAAAAUCUACAGCUGGUAAACCAUGAAGCAAGUUCUGUGGCAGUGGAUGUCGUUCCUCAUGUUGACAACCCAACCUUUGAAGAAGAUGAAAUUCCUGAUCAAGACACUGCUGUUCGAGAAAUUAAAUCAUAAAAUCUGUGUCAAUAGAAACCUUGGAACUAUAGUAAUAACGGGUCUGCCAAUCAGGGCCUACUUUACUUAAUGAACUGGGUAAACUUAAUAAAAUAAGAAUGAUACUGAAAGUGCUGAGAUGACUAAUAUUAAACUAUAGUUAAAUGGCUUAAAUAGUUAACCUAUUAACUUUUUUCCACAAACUCAUUACAAUGUUUUUCAUAGGCAAGUUUCCUCUCAAUAGUGAUGGCAACAUUUUUAAACAUUCAAAACUAUCUUCAAGUAGUCAUGGCUUUUCAUUUAUAACAACUUUCUUAUAAAACAUGUUGCUUUUAAAAUGUGGAGUAGCUGGAAUCGAUUUAUUUUAUAGUAGUAUUUUAAUUAAAAAUAAUACUAUUUUAGCUUGGGCUAUAUGUGUCAGGGUUUUUCUCCAGGUGCUUAUAUUGAUCUGGAAUUAUAAUGUAAAAAGCAAUGCAAACUUAGAUUAGUACUUCAUGAAAUGUCUACUUAAACUACAUUAAGUUGAUAGAACAAAAUAAAGCAAAAUAUUCAUUUUAACUUUCUCUUCUUUUUAAAAUUAGGCUAAAUGUACUCAUAUGAGUGUUGAGCAUAGUUUAUCAGAGACUGUGGACUGAAUUGAUUGAUAUUGGUAUAUUAGUGACACCGAUUUAACACAAGAUUAUAGACAAAAAGUUUUCUCAGAAAAAUACUGUACAACUAUUUCUCAAACUUGUGAGAUUUUCAAAAGCACAGGAUAUAAACUGCCAUACCAUUUGCAAAUGGUAAAGACAAAGGAAAUCACAAAAAUUGGUAAUUGAUCUUUGUGUAUGAAUUAGUCUACAGAAAAUGUUCUGUAAAAUUUGUCUGUAGAAAAUGUUUUCCAAAGUUGACUUUGAAAAUUGAGUUUACAUUUGGCCCAAGUGGGCUAAAAUUACAUUAAACUAAAAUUCUGUCCAUGUAGCUAUAAUUUUGUGAAUGCAUUUUCUUGGUGUUUGAAAAAGAAUUGGGGUGGGGGGGAGAAUUCCAGGUGCCUUAAUAUAAAGUUUGAAGCUUCAUCCACCAAAGUUAAAUAGAGCUAUUUAAAAAUGCACUUUAUUUGUAUUCUAUGUGGCUUCUCUUUUAGUUUUGUUUCCAGUGCAAAUUCUAGCAGAAUUUAGAAAAAAGUAGAACAGACAAGUAUUUUUGUUUGUUGACUGCAGAAUGAAACCAUUGCAUUCUUGUACACUGAUUUGAAAUGCUGUAAAUAUGUCCCAAUUUGUAUUGAUUCUCUUUAAAUAUAAAAUGUAAAUAAAAUAUUCCAAU
This is a messenger RNA of Castor canadensis (American beaver), 2807 nucleotides long. RefSeq names its product ring finger protein 128 (gene Rnf128). Lineage: Eukaryota; Metazoa; Chordata; Mammalia; Rodentia; Castoridae. The record is from RefSeq and is a predicted model, not a curated record.